AUGACAACAUACCAACAAAAAACGAGUGGCAAAUGUGUUGGGUGUGUUUAUUGUUUACUCGCAUUAAGCAUCUUUAAUUCGGUUGUUUUUACCUGUGAUUUCAUUUUCAUUAAUCGCCGAGACUAAGGUGCACCGUAUAGUAUUGUUCGUUGUUCCCUGUGUAUGUAAUAAGUUUAUUAUAAGUACCGUGUGUUGUGUUCUGCCGUGUCUUAUUACGUAUAGAGUAGUUGCGGUAGACAAAAUAAACAAGAAGUAGAGUGAACGUAUAAAUUGUAAAUAAUUAGAAAGUUUUCAAAACGCCGAUUGUCUUGUCCAGCAGUGAGCGAAAGUAUGCACACAAACAUUCCGCAUAAUAUCGUUUUUUAAGCAAUUAGCAUCGCAAUGGCAACCGAAAAUGGUCUUAAGCAACGAACAACGACCGGCAGUAAAGAAAAUGGAAAUUCCACAAAGUCAUCAUCAUCAUCAGUAUCGAAACAACCGGACCCAUCCAAGACACAUCCGACCGUGUACAUAGUGUUCAUAUCGCUGCUGUUGGAUUUGCUAGCAUUUACCAUGAUUUUACCACUACUUCCGUCCUUAUUAGAGUAUUAUCGUUUAAAUGAUAAAGCUGGUCUUUAUCACACCCUGUCCACUAGUGUAAGAUUUUUCCAAGAAUUGGUCGGAGCGCCGGAUAAAUUCAAUUCCGUUCUCUUCGGCGGCUUUUUGGGAUCAAUGUUCAGCUUCUUGCAGUUCAUCGUUAGUCCAAUAGUCGGCGGAUUGUCCGACUGUUAUGGAAGGAAACCGGUUAUGAUGGUAUGCCUGGUCGGUAUCGCUGCCUCAUACGGCAUCUGGGCAUGGUCUUCAAAUUUUGCCAUCUUUGUAUUGGCUCGUUUCGUUGGCGGAUUGAGCAAAGGGAACAUUUCACUUAGUAUGGCGAUCAUCACCGAUGUGUCGAAUGAGAAAAAUCGCGGCAAAGGAAUGGCCUUGGUCGGCAUAGCGUUUUCGUUAGGCUUCAUUAUUGGUCCGAUGAUUGGAGCGAUAUUUUCGAGAUACUCGGACAAAACGAUGGAGACGUGGUUCUGGUUACCAGCAAUUUUUGCUAUGACAUUAGCCACAGCGGAUCUGCUCUUUGUAGCCGGUUGUCUAGAGGAAACUCUACCAAAAGAAAAACGUGCCAAACAUGUUGUUAAUUCAGUGUCUCGUGCCAUGGAACACGUCAGUGUGCGAUCAUUGUUCAAAUUCGAUGCGGUGAAAAGCCUCUCUAACGACAAACUACAAUCACUGCAGUCGCUGGGACUCAUCUACUUUCUGUACUUAUUCAUCUAUUCGGGUCUCGAAUUCACGGUCACAUUUCUGAUGUACCACAAAUUCGGCUACACAUCAAUCGAUCAAGCAAAAAUGUUCCUAACGACCGGCAUUGUAAUGGCCUUCCUACAAGGUUCCGUUGUCCGUCGACUACCGAGCGCACGAACACAAAAAUCGGCCGUUUUCGGUUUGGUUUUGAUCGUUCCGGCAUUCAUUUUGGUCGGUAUAGCCAGCGAUGGUAAACUAUUGUACGCUGGAAUGAUCCUGUUCGCCAUAUCCACAGCAUUCGUCGUGACGUGCAUGACAACACUAGUGUCCGAAUACGGGCGAAGUGAUCAGAAAGGAACGGUGCUGGGAAUUUAUCGGUCACUAGGUGCCUUAGCCAGAGCUCUUGGACCAAUUGCUGCCUCAAUAGCAUUUUGGAGCGUCGGUUCGUUAGCCACAUACGUAUUGGGUGGUUUCUUGCUGCUGGGUCCAGCUCUAAUGCUCCACCGGCUACGGUUAGCUUAAGUAUUAUGCAGAUGAGAAAAUCCAUCAGCAAUAGCCAACACUACAUUCCGAUGCAUUCAAUGCACAAAACUAAUUUAUUUUCGCGACAUUUGUCUCAUCAGUUUUCAGUAUUUUCUUAUUUUCUUACAAAUAAAACUUUGGAAUAAAAGUCAAUGUUGAACUUACGU
Messenger RNA from Bradysia coprophila, 1961 nucleotides. It is a transcript of the gene rtet, whose product is annotated as major facilitator superfamily domain-containing protein rtet. The record is from RefSeq and is a predicted model, not a curated record. Gene Ontology annotation, biological process: transmembrane transport. NCBI's taxonomy places the organism in Eukaryota, Metazoa, Arthropoda, Insecta, Diptera, Sciaridae. Gene Ontology annotation, cellular component: brush border membrane. Gene Ontology annotation, molecular function: transmembrane transporter activity.